Symbiodinium pilosum is the source of this 1674-nucleotide messenger RNA. The record is from the annotation of a GenBank genome assembly. NCBI's taxonomy places the organism in Eukaryota, Dinophyceae, Suessiales, Symbiodiniaceae.
AUGGCGGCAGAUUUGCCUGACCUGGUGAAUGAAGUCCUCCAGAAACAACAUGCAGAGCUUCUCGGCCGACUCGAGACCUGGCUCGGAAGGGUGGAGGCGGCUAUGGAUGGCCGCUUGCUUCCUCUUCCUGGUCCUUUGGGCCCUCCUCCUAAGGAGUUCGACGCAAAAGCCGAGGACGAGGUUGCGGUGUCAGCAGAGCUGAUCGGAACCAAGCCGUUGCGGCAAGAAAGCAAGCAGAGCAAGCAGAAGGAGGACACGCCGACCCACUCCGUCUCCACCAAGUCGCUACGCAAGACGAUCCAGACGCAUGACUACGAGGAGGCCCAGGAAGAAGCAGCGCGCUUUGAGUCGUACAAGAAGAUGGUUUCGACAGAGGCUGUGUCAGUCUCAACUGGUGACUUUUGCGGUGGUUGCCGAAGAGUGGCGAGUUUCAUCGCAACGUCCAUGGCUUUCAAUGGCUUUGUGGCGUUUGUCAUCGUCUCGAACUCUGUGUUCUUGGGAAUGCAGCUGGAGUGGACAGCAAUAGGCGGCAACGAUCCCGAUGCAGCUUUUGCCUUCCUCGUUGGCCACGUUUGUUACGCUGUUAUCUUCACUGUGGAGAUGUCCAUUCGACUCGUGGCCAUAGGACCCACCAACUUCUUUUGUGGCCCCGACUACGCGUGGAACUGGCUGGACGUCUUCAUCGUAGUCCCCGCCUGGGUUGAGCUGGCCGUGGACGUAACUGGCUCUGCCAGCAACUUCCGCAUCAUUCGAGUGUUUCGUGUCACGCGGUUGCUGCAGCUCAUUCGGUCUGUCCGUCUCAUUCGCUUCAUCAGCGCAUUCCGCGAGCUGGUUUUGUCAGUGAUCGACACUGUCCGCCAGGUAUUCUGGGCAAUGGUUCUCUUGGUUCUCAUGAUCUACAGCUUUGGUAUCCUCUUCACAGACAUAAGCCUCCAGCACAAUGAGACUUUCCCACCGGAUCUUCAACUUCAGCAGUAUUUUGGCAGCCUGUACAUCUCCUGCAACACGCUGUUCCGAGCACUGCUGGAAGGGUUUGAUUGGGUCAACGCGGCUGACAGCCUUGAGCCUGCUGGCACGAUUUGGGUCCAGUUUUUCCAUUUGUACAUGGCAGUCGGUGGCCUGGCCAUCUUAAACGUGAUCACAGGUGUCUUCGUGAAUAGUGCCAUCAAGACCCGCGAGAAGGAUCAGGAGACCUUGCUGCGGCACGUGCAGACAUUCAAGCAACUUGUGGCGAAUCUAUGGGCAAAAAUUGAUGUGAAUGGAAUUGGGCAAAUCAGCCUCUCAGACUUCGAGGAACUUUUCCAGCAAGAGGAGAUGAAGGCGUUUUUCGCAAAGAUUGAAGUCGAUGCGGUCGAUUGCUGGACCUUAUUCGACAGUCUGGAUGCAGAUGGAGAUCACCUGGUCAGCUACAAGGAUUUCUCGGAAAGGUGCAUGCAGCUGCAUGGCACGGCACGAUCUGUAGAUCUCUUUUCCCUCAAGCAGCAAACUUCAAAGCUGUGGGAUGAACUCCAGGCAGUGGAGGAGUCCCAGCGGGAGGCAAUGCAGCAUUUGACUUGGCUCACUCGUGCAAUGGCCUCGCUGCUCCCAGUAGAGCCCUCGGACACUUCCCGGUCCAACGAGCUUAUAGCUUGGGAGUUGAAAUGGGCUGACCACGAAGUUGCCAAUCGUCAGUGA